GAGGCGAUGUGAGGAAGCUGCAAUAAACACACAGGGCGUCUGCGCCUAUCUAAGUAGGACAAUAAAGUGAAAACGGCAUCAAUGCUCUAACAAUGGAUUUGUCACAUACCCUUCUCCUUAAAGUUUUCCUCUUCGUGUACUUGCUAAACUACACCCAAGGACACUAUAGAAAUCCCCUGAACAAGUACAUCCGCCACUAUGAAGGCCUGUCCUAUGACACAGAGCUUGUGCACAGCAAGCAUCAGAGGGCCAAGAGGGCACUCUCUCAUGAAGACAAGUACCUGCAUUUAGAUUUUCAUGCCCAUGGAAGGCACUUUAAUUUACGAAUGAAGAGAGAUACCACCUUGUUUUCCCCAGAUUUGAAGGUAGAUGUUUCAGGUGAAGAGAUUCCAUAUGAUACCUCUCACAUCUACACUGGAGAAAUCUUUGGCGAGAAAGGCACAUUGACUCAUGGCUCCAUUGUGGAUGGUAAAUUUGAGGGUUUUAUUCAGAGCUACCAUGGCACUUACUACGUGGAGCCUGCGGAGAGAUACCUUGAGGACAAAGACGUGCCCUUCCACUCUGUCAUCUACCAUGAAGAUGACAUACACUACCCGCACAAGUAUGGCCCAGAGGGAGGCUGUGCCGAUAGCUCUGUGUUUGAAAAGAUGAAGAAAUACCAAACCUCUGCCGUGGAGCAGCCCCCUAAGGAAGUCCACACUGAUCUGGACACCCAGCUGCUGAGGAAGAAGAGGAUGGCCCAGGCUGAGAAAAACACAUGUCAGCUUUUUAUUCAGACCGACCACCUCUUCUUCAAGUAUUACAAGAGUAGAGAAGCUGUCAUAGCGCAGAUCUCCAGUCAUGUGAAGGCCAUUGAUGCCAUUUAUCAAGGCACAGACUUCAUGGGCAUUCGUAACAUCAGUUUCAUGGUGAAACGGAUCCGGAUCAACACCACCAAUGAUGAGAGGGACAAGUCCAACCCAUUCCGCUUUGCCAACAUUGGUGUGGAGAAGUUUUUGGAGCUGAACUCGGAGCAGAACCACGACGACUACUGCUUGGCUUAUGUUUUCACUGACAGAGAUUUUGACGAUGGGGUGCUGGGUUUGGCCUGGGUGGGAGCGCCCUCAGGGAGCUCUGGAGGCAUCUGUGAAAAAAGCAAGCUGUACUCAGACGGAAAAAAGAAGUCUCUCAACACUGGUAUAAUCACUGUACAGAACUACGCCUCCCACGUACCUCCGAAAGUCUCCCAUAUCACUUUUGCACACGAAGUAGGCCACAACUUUGGCUCCCCGCAUGACUCUGGAUCUGAGUGCACACCAGGGGAAUCCAAAAGCCAAGACAAGAAGGAGAAGGGCAAUUAUAUCAUGUAUGCAAGGGCUACAUCUGGAGACAAGCUUAACAACAACAAGUUCUCCCUCUGCAGCAUUCGCAACAUCAGCCAGGUGCUGGAAAAAAAGAGGAACAACUGCUUCGUCGAGUCUGGCCAGCCCAUCUGUGGUAAUGGUAUGGUGGAGCCUGGUGAGCAGUGCGAUUGUGGGUACAGCGAUCAGUGCAAGGACAAGUGCUGCCAUGAUGCCAACCAGCCUGACAACAAGAAGUGCACAUUAAAGGACCAUACAGUCUGCAGUCCCAGCCAGGGUCCUUGUUGUACAAGCGAAUGCAUUUACAAGGCUCGCGGUGACAAGUGCCGAGAGGAGUCGGAGUGCGCUCACCAUGGCGUGUGUAAGGGCGACAGCGCCCAGUGCCCCACGUCGGAGCCCAAGGCCAACUUCACCGCCUGCCACGGAGAGACUCAAGUCUGCCUCAACGGGGGCUGCUCCGGCUCCAUCUGUGAGAAGUACGGGCUCGAGGCGUGUACCUGUGCCAGCCAAGAUGGCAAGGAUGAGACCGAGCUUUGCCACGUGUGCUGCAUGGAGAAAACAAAUCCCAGCACAUGCAGCAGCACAGGAUCAGAGCGCCUGGCUCGUUUCUUCAAUAAAAAAGUCACCACGUUGCCAGCUGGCUCGCCUUGCAAUGACUUUAAGGGCUACUGCGAUGUGUUCAUGAAGUGCCGACUGGUGGACGCAGAUGGGCCACUUGCCAGACUAAAGAAGGCCAUCUUUAACCCUGAGCUGUAUGAGAACAUCGCCGAGUGGAUUGUGGCUUACUGGUGGGCAGUGCUCUUGAUGGGUAUCGCCCUCAUCUUGCUUAUGGCUGGUUUCAUUAAGAUCUGUAGUGUGCAUACUCCCAGCAGCAACCCCAAACUUCCACCACCCAAACCACUUCCAGGGACUUUGAAAAGACGACGAGCGCAGCAGCAUGCUAGCUCUCAGGUGCAGCACCAGUCCCAGCACCCGCACGGCCACAGCGGACACGGGGGCCACGGCGGCCAGCGGCAGGCACAGAGGCAGCCUCAGCGCCAGGCACAGCCCCAGAGGCACCACCGUCAGCCCAGAGAGAACUAUCAGAUGGGCCAGAUGAGACGCUGAGACCCUGCACCCAGCUCCCCCUGCUCCCCCCCCAAUGCCUUGGCUCCUCCUUGUGCCUACAGAGGGAAACAAAAGCGUCACUCCAUCCAAAGAAACGCCUGACAUGGUUGUUAGUCAUCAUCAUAUCCUCCAACUACAGAC
Molecule: messenger RNA, 2588 nt
Organism: Pundamilia nyererei
Lineage: Eukaryota; Metazoa; Chordata; Actinopteri; Cichliformes; Cichlidae
Product: disintegrin and metalloproteinase domain-containing protein 10-like
Exons: 16
Coding region: 93-2447 (784 amino acids)
Biological process (GO): Notch signaling pathway; membrane protein ectodomain proteolysis
Cellular component (GO): plasma membrane; synaptic membrane
Molecular function (GO): metalloendopeptidase activity involved in amyloid precursor protein catabolic process
Source: RefSeq, a predicted model, not a curated record